AUGCCACCCACAUUCAUGUACGACGUUCCGCUCGAUGUCCAACACCAAUGGCUCGAGAUGACGGACUUCUCCGUCAACGAUCUUCGGCGACUGGGCAAUAAAUACAACCAAAUCUGCAUUCCAAUACUAGAUCCACGCUUCUUCUACGAGCGAAUGAUUACAGAAGGAAUGGCUGCCAGAGAUGCAGCUGAGCUGGACCAGAAGGCAAAAGACCGUGCCGACGAACUAACCAGAGAGCAAUAUGCAUUCAGUGACCAAAUGCUCGGCGACAGUUUCUACCCAGGGAAAAUUUGCUUGACAGCAGACUCGGCAUGGCACGUUCGCCUUGCCUGCAGCUCAUACAGCAUACAGAGAUGGAUUACAGCCAUUUGCUCAGCCAUGUACCCUGGGGGAGUCAAGAUGGCCCGAGAUGGACAUCCAAACAGCGACCAUGGAUGUUCCAAAGAAGAAGUAGAAGAAGAAGAAGAAGAAGAAGAAGAAGAAGAAGACGACGGCGAGGUCGACCUUAACUUUGAGACGCAGGACGAACCUUAUUACUACCAGAUUCUCAGAAAUAGCGACGGGAAUCGCCACGAGGGUCGCAUCAUUCAGCAUUUGGGAGACAUAGCGGCUGCGGAACCGCUGCCGUGCUCGAAGGAAACGCCUCCAUCCUCUUGUCCGUCUUCAGUCCCGCAGGAAAAGCUGCUCUUGGAUGACUCGGCGUCGACACUCGCCAGCACGCUAUCCCCUCCCGACCUGUCCGCCGCCAACACGAGCCAAGAGAAGCCACCUACGGAAGAAGUCACGGCUGACAAUCUGCUCCACGACGGCAAAACCGCAAGGACCGCUGCCGCGCCUGAUGCUUGCUCACCCUCGACCAGCCGAGACUCGGCACCAACGGCGGAAGGCGCGGCGCAGGCGAACGGUGACGAGCUGCAGGGUGAAUUCUCCGAUGCGCAGCAGCCCGGCAGUCCGGCCCGUCGCGCGGACACGGAUUCGCCAGCAAAGGGCAAAAGAAGGCGUUCUGAGGACGAGGCCCCGGAUGACAACAGGGCAUGCAAGCGGAGUCGUGCGUCUCCUGAGAGGGGGUAA
Molecule: messenger RNA, 1071 nt
Organism: Ustilaginoidea virens
Lineage: Eukaryota; Fungi; Ascomycota; Sordariomycetes; Hypocreales; Clavicipitaceae
Exons: 1
Coding region: 1-1071 (356 amino acids)
Source: RefSeq, a predicted model, not a curated record